Messenger RNA from Morone saxatilis (striped sea-bass), 1533 nucleotides. RefSeq names its product interleukin enhancer binding factor 2 (gene ilf2). The transcript is spliced from 15 exons. The record is from RefSeq and is a predicted model, not a curated record. The coding region runs from base 105 to 1268 and encodes 387 amino acids. NCBI's taxonomy places the organism in Eukaryota, Metazoa, Chordata, Actinopteri, Moronidae.
GAGGAAGAAGAAGAAGAAGAAGAAGCAGCACUGCAUUAGCAGCCGGUCUACGGUGAACACUUCUCCUAGCAUUUUCACUUUAAACAAUCAAAACGUCGUACGCAAUGAGAGGGGACCGCGGCAGGGGUCGGGGAGGCCGCUUCGGGUCCCGUGGAGGACUGGUCCAGGGGUACCGUCCAUUUGUCCCACACAUCCCGUUUGAUUUUUAUGUGUGUGAGAUGGCCUUCCCCCGAGUGAAGCCUGCAUCCGAUGAGACAGCUUUCAGCGAGUGUCUGCUGAAGAGAAACCAGGACCUGAGCCCCACGCCCGCAGAGCAGUCCUCCAUCCUGUCCCUGGUCACAAAGAUCAACAAUGUCAUUGACAACCUGAUUGUUGCGCCUGGCAACUUUGAAGUGCAAAUUGAAGAGGUGCGUCAGGUGGGCUCUUACAAGAAGGGCACCAUGACAACAGGACACAACGUUGCUGACCUGGUUGUAAUCCUCAAGAUCCUCCCGACACUGGAGGCAGUCGCUGCUCUUGGCAACAAAGUAGUGGAGACCCUUCGCACACAGGACCCUACUGAAGUGCUGUCCAUGCUGACCAACGAGACAGGCUUCGAGAUCAGUUCAGCCGAUGCUACAGUCAAGAUCCUCAUCACCACCGUCCCCCCCAACCUGCGUAAACUGGACCCUGAGCUGCACUUGGACAUCAAGGUGCUGCAGAGCGCCCUUGCUGCCAUCCGCCACGCCCGCUGGUUUGAGGAGAACGCCUCUCAGUCAACGGUCAAGGUGCUGAUCCGCCUGCUGAAGGACCUGAGGCUGCGCUUCCCUGGUUUUGAACCCCUCACUCCCUGGAUCCUGGACCUGCUGGGCCACUCCGCAGUGAUGAACAACCCGUCCAGGCAGCCCCUGUCCUUGAACGUGGCCUACAGACGCUGCUUACAGAUGCUGGCUGCUGGCCUCUUUCUGCCCGGCUCUGUGGGCAUCACUGACCCCUGUGAGAGCGGGAACUUCAGAGUGCACACAGUGAUGACUCUGGAACAGCAGGACAUGGUGUGUUUCACAGCUCAGACACUGGUGAGGGUGCUCUCUCACGGAGGUUACAGGAAGAUCCUCGGCCUUGAAGGAGACGCCAGCUACCUGGCAACAGAGAUGUCCACAUGGGACGGUGUGAUCGUCACUCCGUCAGAGAAGGCCUAUGAGAAACCCCCAGAGAGGAAGGAAGAGGAAGAUGAAGCUCUGGAGGAGGGAGGAGAUGGAGAAGAUGAGAGCAUGGAGACCCAGGAGUGACUAGGAGUUCAGUGAAUGUUGGUGAGCGUAUUGAAGAAGUCCUUUCAGCUGGGCCACGGUGUGUACUUUGGAUGUUACCUGAACACAAACACCAGCAGGAACUGCAUUCCACCCGACAGCCACUGGUCCCCUGAUGUGUUCAGAAAAAAGACUGGCCUCAUUUAUUGUCAGUUUUAAUAAUGUUUUUAUUUCCCUUUGCUUUUUACUUCCUCUUUGUAACAGUGAACAGUUAAAACCCUGGAUUAAACUUUGUUUUUAAUUUAGA